Molecule: messenger RNA, 1650 nt
Organism: Micropterus dolomieu (smallmouth bass)
Lineage: Eukaryota; Metazoa; Chordata; Actinopteri; Centrarchiformes; Centrarchidae
Gene: msmo1
Product: methylsterol monooxygenase 1
Exons: 6
Coding region: 75-950 (291 amino acids)
Biological process (GO): sterol biosynthetic process
Molecular function (GO): iron ion binding; C-4 methylsterol oxidase activity
Source: RefSeq, a predicted model, not a curated record
UCCGCUGCCUUUCAGGUAGACUGGACCGCGGAAAGUCUUCUCUCCAGACCUGCAGUCAUCCUGAGUUGUCCAUCAUGGCGGUGAACGGCACAGCAGACAUCUUGAGCUCUGCCUAUCUGGCGGUGGAGUACGUAGAUGCAGCGCUGCCAGAAAACCCCUUCCAGCCCUCCCUGAAAUACGCCUGGGGCUACAUGAUGGACAACUACACCAAGUUCCAAAUUGCCACCUGGGGGUCGCUAAUCGUCCAUGAGCUCAUCUAUUUCCUGUUCUGCCUGCCUGGUUUUCUCUUCCAGUUCAUGCCCUUCAUGCAAAAAUACAAGAUCCAACAGGACAAACCAGAGACCUGGGAGAAGCAGUGGAGAUGUUUCAAGAUGCUGCUGUUCAACCAUUUCUGUAUCCAGCUGCCUCUGAUCUGCGGGACUUACUACUUCACUGAAUUCUUCAACAUCCCUUAUGACUGGGACUCCAUGCCACGCUGGCCGUAUGUCCUGGCUCAGUGCUUUGGCUGUGCUAUUGUUGAAGAUACAUGGCACUACUUCCUCCAUCGCCUACUGCAUCACCGCAGGAUCUACAAAUACAUCCACAAAGUCCACCACGAGUUCACUGCUCCAUUCGGGAUGCAGGCAGAAUACGCUCAUCCUGCUGAGACUAUCAUCCUGGGAGCUGGUUUCUUCAUUGGCAUCAUGAUCUUCUGUAACCACGUGUUCUUACUGUGGGCCUGGGUGUGCUUCCGCCUGCUGGAGACCAUCGAUGUCCACAGUGGUUACGACAUCCCUAUGAACCCGCUCCACCUGAUCCCGUUCUACGCCGGCACCCGUUUCCACGACUUCCACCACAUGAAUUUCGUUGGGAACUACGCCUCCACCUUCACCUGGUGGGACAAGCUGCUGAACACGGACAAUCAGUACAACAAGUACAUGCAGAAACAGGGAGAUAAGAAGGAGCAGUAAACCACUCGGGGCCUCUGUUCUUGCACACACCUGAUCUAUCAGGAGGAGGAAAGAAGAAGCAGUGAGCUGUACAGCCACACAGUGAGCACACAAACAAUGCUGCUUUUCCUCUCUGUACACUUAACGAAACACACCCAAAUACUAAAGGUGUACUUUAAAUGAAUCAGCACUACGGUGGUUUGAUUCUAAAUUGGACUGAAUGUUGACUUCAGUCCGUCUUCUGUGCCUUUCUGCAAAAGAAGUAUUGUUGUCUGCUUCUGUUAACUGCGACUGGCUACAUAAAAAACAUCAACAUCCUGAUUUUAAAUUGUUGCUUUGCUUGGUCAUUGAAUGAAAAAAAGUUAUACCACACGACUCUCGUGAAAUUCUUCCGUAUACCUCUGAAUGUCUGAGCACUUUAGCGCUUCCUCUUGAGUUAAACUGAGUCAGAAUGACAUUGUGUUAUAGCUGCAGUCAGGUGUGAACUGUUGCAACUCGGUGCCGAAUUCUGAAACAAGUCGGACGUGUUUUUGACGCAAACCCAUGAACAUUUUUGAUUAAAAGGGAUUGGCUCAUAUGGAACUUUCAGGUUUUUCAAGCCUAUUUUGUUAAAGACUGUAACAAAUAAUAAAUAAAUGCUGUUUUGAUUUAAAAAAAAUAAACACUGAAAAUGUUUUGCUUUUGUUUGUCAUAUAAGAAUAAAAGAUAUGAACACAUUUAA